CUGACCUUCGGCGAGUCGCUGACAUGGCGCGCUGGGAAGCCUAUUCCUGUCUCCGAGCUACUGCGCCGACUGAGGACUCUGCACACAGAGCUGAGCCAGCUGGACCAAGAAGAUGCACAUCGCGACUCGCUCGUUCCCGUCGCACAGGAGCUGGCCCACCGCAACCUGCUUGAGCAUCGCGAUCGCGGCGUCAAGGCUUGGUCUGCCCUAUGUAUCGUCGAGAUGUUCAAGUUGCUGGCUCCUGACGCCCCCUUCAAGGCCGCCCAAUUGAACCAGAUCUUCUCCCUCAUCAUCACCCAAGUCCUGCCUGCUCUCGGAAACCCACAAGAUCCAUACAACGAGCAGCACCUGUCCAUCAUACGAUCGCUGGACGAAGUCAAGAGUAUUGUACUGCUUACCGAUAUCCCCGGCGCCGAUGGUCUGCUGUACAAGCUGUUCACAGGUGCCUUUGACAUUUUCGCAGACACGUCCAAGAACGACAAGGCCGAAGAGUUGGGCAAGAAUGUCGAACAUCACGUCACAAGUCUGCUCGUUACCGUCGUGGAUGAGAGCCCUUCGCUGCCAAACGAUGUUGUCGAUAUCAUCCUGGCUCAGUUCCUCCGUCUCGAUCCUACCACCUUCCCGCUCCAGCUAAACAAAGCCACCCUCGAAUCCUCACGCCCUUUCCAUCUUCAACUGCCCCCACCAGCAUACAACAUGGCCAAGAACAUCUGCAGCUCGUGUCCCGACAAGAUGUCGCGCAUGGUUGCGCACUACUUCAACUCGAUCAUUGCCGACCUCUCAGAUGGUCUCGACAGGUCCAACUCGCGAAAGUCCACGUCUCGACGACGAACUGGCGCCGACGACAAUGAUGAUGAGGAAGAUGAUAACGACCGCGACGCUCCACCUGCCGGGCCGUCUGCAGAGGAACUCAAAUCGUUGGAGAAGGCUCACAGGCUGUUGCGCGAGCUUUGGAGGUCUGCAGCGCUAGUCAUACAGAACAUUGUUCCGCAAAUCGAGUCCGAACUCGCUGCUGAGAACGUCGAUAUAAGAUUGUUGGCUACCGAGACAGUUGGCGAUCUGAUUUCCGGUAUUGGCGCAGCAGGCCCUCCCACCCCAAUCGCGCUCGACCCGGCAGCAUACCCUUCGCAAAGCAUUGAUCCACCCUCAGCAUAUUCCAGGACAUACAACUUCCUCACCACUCCCGCUGCUCCGCACGCCUUUUCCUCAGUUCAUGCCUCUACGUACCAAGGCUUCCUCAAUCGCCGCAACGACAAAUCACCUCGUGUCCGAUCCACAUGGGUGAUUUGCGCUGGCCGUAUCCUGGUCACGUCUGCCGGUGGCGUUGGACUCGAUCCGAAGGAAGAAAAUGCUUUGCUUAGAUACAUCUCCGACAUGCUCGUAGAUACCGAUGAGCAUGUUCGUCUUGCUGCUGUCCAAGCCAUCGGUCGUUGUGACUUCGAAACCAUUGUGCAACGCAUAGGUUCGAGCGGCAGCGUAACCACUCCCGACUCUGUCUUGUCAAACCUGGCGGACAGAAUCAAAGAUCGCAAGCAUAGUGUUCGUGCCGAGGCCAUGUCUCUACUCGGUCGAAUCUGGGGUGUCGCCGCUGGCGCCAUUACCGAAGGAAACGAGAGAGUCCGCAUGCUUCUUGGUGCAAUUCCUUCGCGCAUUUUCGAUGCUAUCUACAUCAAUGAUCGCGAGAUUACAGCGUUGGUGCAACAGGUACUUUACGACUCACUGCUGCCCCUGAGCUAUCCUCCAAUCAAAGCCAAAUCCACGUCCAAUGGCGACUCGCAGCGUGUUAAGGACAGCCAGAUACCGGCUUCGCAAGUCACGAAGGCCCCAUCACCUGAUGCUAUCCGCGCCGAACGUAUCUUGGUGCUGGUUCGGGAUCUUGAGCACAAGUCAAAGACGGUGUUCUUCACAAUCCAGGCUAAACAAAGUAAGAUGGCGCAAUAUCUAGAGGCAUUCUUGAAGCGUUGCGAAGAUUACAAUGGAGGUGUCAAUGCAAAGAAUGGCAAAGAGGGAAGUGGCUCGUUAUCCAGGCUGAUCGAGUUUUUUGCACAAGGCCGUCCCGAACCUCUUGUGGCCAACGACCACCUCUGGAAAUUUGCCAAAAAGCAUGAUAGGAGGUGCUAUCAGCUUAUCCGAUUCGCGGUCAACCCUGACAGCGAAUACAAGAAGGUCGUCAACGCUAUCAAAGAACUGACAAAACGCGUUGAGGAGCAACCCAGCCAAAGUUCUGCGAUCUUGACGACCAUUCUCCCUAUCAUCUAUCAGGCUAGCGUAUUGGUUUACAGCAAGAGUCAUGUUCCCACUAUCGUUGACAUCUCUCGUACCGAGGAUAAGGGUCUUGGUCCAGCUGCACAUGAAGUACUAAGGGAGAUCUCAACUCAUAAUCCCGAGGUCUUCAAAGCACACGUACGCAGCUUGUGCGCUACACUCCAGGAACAAGUGCCAUCGGAAGAUAGACCAACUGAAUCUGGAAUUGUCGAGACUCUGAAAGCGUGCGCAGGCUUUGCGCAGAGGUUUCCCAUGGAGAUCCCUCGUGAGCGUGCCUUUUUACAAGCUAUGGUCCAGUUCGCUCUCCACGGUAAUCCUUCGAUAGCCGCAAAGCAUGCAGUUUCGGUCAUUGUUGCGGCGGACGAGAAAAAGGACAUGUACGUCAAAGAUAUUGUCACCAAGUGCGUGCAAGGCUUCGAGUAUGGCGAAGAUGGCUACCUCUCAAAGUUGGCGGCGCUCAGUCAACUUAUGCUUCUGUCUGCCAAGGACACGGAAGACGAACACGAUAACAUCUUGGAAAUCACGAUUCAGAAAGUGCUCUUGCAAGUACGAACUGAAGCCAAGCCAGACGACGUUGACUGGCAAGAAGAACCAGAUGAUGAAUGUGAAGCCAAAAUCUGGGCUCUCAAGAUACUAGCAAACCGACUGAGAUCUUAUGCUAUGUCUGUACCCGACAGUGAGAUGGAGUCUGUGGCUAAAGAGUUAGCUGUUCCAGUCUUCAAGCUACUGCAUCGAAUUGUUGACAAAGACGGAGAGCUUUCUAAGGCCCAGGGUGAAACCCCCAAGCCCCACCGUGCACGCCUCCGGUUGAACGCCGCUAUAUUACUCCUCAAAUUGUGCAGUGCACAUAAGCGAUUCGAUGCGCUAAUGGAGCCGAAGAACUUCAAUCGCCUUAUAGUUGUCGCUCAAGAUCCCUUGCCUGAGGUCCGCUCUGCUUUUGUGGAUGCCAUCAAGAAGUAUCUCGGUCAAGGCAGACUGCCUUCUCGCUUCUACACUCUAGUGUUUGUUUAUGCUUUCGAGCCAAUUGCAGAUAUCAAGAACGCUGCAUUGACAUGGCUCAAGGGGCGCGCCUCAACGUUUGCCAGAUCCAAGGAGACCGUGAUGGAGACCACAUUUGCACGCUUUCUCAGCCUGCUCGCUCAUCACCCAGAUUUCUCCACGGAUGCGGACAACCUACAGGACUUCAUUGAUUAUAUUAUGUUCUAUCUGAAGGCCGUUGCUACGCCAGCCAACAUCACUCUUAUAUAUCACAUCGCUCAAAAGAUGAAGGCUGUCAGGGAUGGCAUCGAUGAGAAGAAGAGUGACAAUCUGUACUGUCUGUCAGACAUCGCGCAAGCUGUUAUUCAUAGAUACCAAGAGCUGCAAGGUUGGACGCUGUCAGUUUGGUCUGGCAAGGUCACGCUUCCCGCUGUUCUCUUCGGCCAACUAUCAGGCCAUACAGUGGCGCAGGAGAUCGCUGAUAAGCAAUAUGUACCAGAGAAGCUGAUAGAGAAGAUCGAAGAUCUGGUCAAGGAACGUCUGCGUACCAAGAAGCGCAAGUCGGAAAACACAAGUACUCAGGUCAAGAAGCGCGCCAGAGCAAGCGAGGGCAAAUCUUCCAAGGCAAGCGCGAAGAAAGUCAAGAGCGUUAAAACGCCUAAGAAAAGGAGAGCGUCCAAUGCCAACGCUUCGGCCCCAGCGAGUGAGAUUCGCCGCAGCUCGCGCAAGUCAGGAGCGAAGAGCUAUCUCGAGCAGAGUGACAGCGACGAGGAAGCCGAGGAUAUCGACGACGCCGACGAAGACGAUAGUAACGACGAAGAAAGCAACGCUGAAGACCAAGACAUGGAUGAUGCCGAGGACCAGGAGCGUCAACAAUCUAAGGCUGGAAGCGAAGACUCU
Aureobasidium namibiae CBS 147.97 is the source of this 4143-nucleotide messenger RNA. RefSeq lists its product as uncharacterized. Gene Ontology annotation, cellular component: chromatin; nucleus. The record is from RefSeq and is a predicted model, not a curated record. The annotation marks the transcript as partial. The transcript has a single exon. Gene Ontology annotation, biological process: DNA repair; mitotic sister chromatid cohesion. NCBI's taxonomy places the organism in Eukaryota, Fungi, Ascomycota, Dothideomycetes, Dothideales, Saccotheciaceae.